Molecule: messenger RNA, 1912 nt
Organism: Mangifera indica (mango)
Lineage: Eukaryota; Viridiplantae; Streptophyta; Magnoliopsida; Sapindales; Anacardiaceae
Product: anthocyanidin 3-O-glucosyltransferase 2-like
Exons: 2
Coding region: 70-1551 (493 amino acids)
Molecular function (GO): UDP-glycosyltransferase activity
Source: RefSeq, a predicted model, not a curated record
AAGCACUUACAUCAUUCUUCCUGUAUUUAAUCUUUUAUUAUUAUUCUAACUUUACAAUUUUCAACAGAAAUGAAGAAAGCUGAGCUGGUGUUCAUCCCUUCAACGGGCGUCGGCCACGUUGUAACGAUGGUGGAGAUGGCAAAGGUUCUGGUCGACCGCCACCACCGUCUCUCCAUCACAGUCCUCAUCAUGCAGCUCCCCUUCAGCACAAAAGUCCCCGACUACCUUCACUCACUCUCUCUCACUCAACUCAACAACAACAUCAAAAUUGUUGAACUCCCAAAACUUAAUCUUUCCCCUUCAAAUUUUCCUUCCCGCGUAAGCUUCAUUGAUUUGUUCAUCAAAAGCCAUGUACCCCUCGUCAAGGAAGCGGUAAGUAAUCUUAUUCAGACCGAGUCAGCAUCCGGUGACUCACCUAGACUCGCUGGGUUCGUUCUCGACAUGUUCUGUGGUGACAUGAUCGAAGUAGCGAAUGAUUUUGGAGUUCCUAGCUACACAUUCUACCCCUCCUGUGCAGCUUUUCUUGGCAUGCAGUUACACUUGCAAGCUCUUUGUGAUGAGCAAAACCAGCACAUCACUGAGUUGAAAGACUUGGUCACCGAGUUAACUGUACCGAGUCUUGUUAAGCCAUUUCCCGUGAAGGCUUUGCCUAUUGUGUUGCAACAGAAGGAGUGGACUAGGGUUUUGUUUCGACAUGCGAGGCUUUUCAGAGAAGUGAAGGGUAUUAUUGUAAAUACAUUCAUGGAACUAGAAUCCUAUGCGGUCGAGUCUUUCUCCAAUGGCAAGUUGACCAAUGUCCCACCUGUGUAUACAAUAGGACCCAUUUUGAAUCUAGAAGGUGAUAAGAUUGAUCAGGGAUCAGUGAGUUCCGUUUCGAAAUCAGAAAUCAUGGAGUGGCUUGAUGAUCAACCACCAUCAUCAGUUGUAUUUCUCUGCUUUGGGAGCAUGGGAAGCUUCAGUGGAGAUCAGGUGAAGGAGAUCGCCUUUGCACUUGAAAAUAGCGGCCAUCGGUUUUUGUGGUCUCUACGUCAACCUCCACCCCUGGGUCAAGUCGGUAACCCUACUGAUUAUGUAAAUCUGACGGAUGUCCUACCUGAAGGGUUUACUGAUCGGACGGUUGGGAUUGGAAAGAUAAUUGGAUGGGCCCCACAAAUAUCGAUCCUAGCCCACAAGGCAAUCGGAGGGUUUGUAUCACAUUGUGGAUGGAAUUCGGUGUUAGAGAGUGUAUGGUUUGGAGUCCCGAUUGCUGCGUGGCCGAUGUACGCGGAGCAACAAUUUAACGCCGUUGAGAUGGUGAUGGAGUUGGAAUUAGCGGUCGAGAUUAAAAUGGAUUAUUUAAAAGAUAUUUCCGGGGAGAGUCUAAUAAUUGUGACUGCAAAACAGAUAGAGAAAGGAAUCAAGGAAUUAAUGGAUCCUGAUUGUGAGAUCAGGAAACGGAUGGCGGAGAUGAGUGCAAAGAGUAGAAAGGCUGUGAUGAAGGGUGGAUCUUCCUUCUUCUCAAUGGGUUGCUUGAUUGAUGAAGUCAUGGGCAACACUGAAGACAGAAUCUAGACGAGUAAGAAUUCUCGCUGAGCUGGUGUUCAUCCCUUCACCAGGCGUCGGCCACCUGAUAUCGACGGUGGGGAAUCAUCACAACCUAUCGCCUCUUCUUCAUCAUCAGAGCAGACGAUGAGUAGUCUGUUAUAAGUGGAUAAAGCAAGAAGAUUUUGUAAGACGACUCUGUGACUCUGUCCAAGUUCAGAGUCGUCGCACAGAGUUAUGAUGUGAUGAACAACACAGAAUAAUAACUGAAGUGAUUGAUUUUAUUUGAAGUUCGAGCAUGAUAUAUUUUAAAUUAAAUGGUUGAGUAAUAUGGUUUCCUUUUUGUAAUUGCACUAUUUAGUUUUAUUGAAUUUGAAUACUGUUGUUUGAA